UGGGGUGAAAACUUUGUUUUGACAUUCGCCCUUAGACGUACUUUUUGAGAUAGGAAUGAAAGUUGGUCAUUGAUAUUGGAGAAAAAACCUUUACAGCAUAAGAAAAUUAGAAGAUUUUGCUUAGUUUUGUAAGAUUGCUUUCGGUACAAUAGAAUCUUUACAUUAAGGGAAGAAAGUUGCAGCAAUAACAUCUGUCGAAAUUAGUGUAAUUUGGAAAAACUUGUUUGUUGCCUUGAUGUAGGCUAAAGAUGGCCUCUGUGAAAAUUUUCUUGUGAAGUGGUGUCUCUGCUGAUUCGAAAGCGUUUAGGGAGGUGUCAGAAAAAUGGCAACAAAACCACCACAGGAUACGAAUGGGCUGGGUUAUUCGUACGUAAAUCCGGGUGGGAUGUUCCUCCGGUUGAAAAAUAGCCUAUCCCAGUUUAGCGAUUUGUUUAGCGAGUUCAACAAAUACAUUGCCCCUGCCUAUCAUCACGAUCGCUGUGAACGAUCCGUCCAUAUGCGACUUUAUUCGAUGAACAAACGGGAAUUUGUAAUGGUAUUUUUGGCGUUCUUUGCCUGUUUUGGACUCGGAAUAUUCAUCGGAUUGGCGGGCCCUCCGAUUACAACAACAACAAUGGUCACGGGAAGUUCGCUGAUGCCCAACACGACCAGCCCUAGUCCGGAUUAUCUGGCCAAUGGACCGUUUGUGAUGCGAACGCCGCUGAUGACGACCUACUCACAGCAGCUGUGGCUUAUCGUCCGCCUGGAUACAGACAACACGGAUGACGAAAUCUUUGACAAAAGUUUUCACGUGAGUGUAGCCAUCGAUGGACUGACGGUGGAUCACAAGCCGACUACGGUUCUAGCUUUGGAUCGGGCCAAGAAUCGAACCCGGCAUCUGACGUGUUCCCGCGAGGCCUGCAACGAAUUCAUCGUCCUGCAUCUGGGCUUUCUAGACUACGCACACUACAUCAUCACGGUUCGAUUCUACGGGCUGGACAGUUUUCAUCAUCGAUACAACAUCAACAGCGUUCAGUUCUACUUCAAAACAUACAAUCCGGCCUUCACGCAGAUCGAAAUCUGGUUCCGGUUCAUCUUUCUGCUGUUCACCUUCAUCGUGACGUGCUGGUUUGCGCACACCCUGCGGAAAUACCCCAUCUACGAUUGGUCCAUCGAACAGAAGUGGAUGUCGGUGCUGCUUCCGCUGCUGCUGCUUUACAACAAUCCAAUCUUCCCCCUGAUUUUCCUGAUGAACAGCUGGCUUCCGGGAAUGGUUGACGCCGUUCUGCAAGCCACCUUUCUCUGUUCGCUGUUGCUGUUCUGGCUGUGCAUCUACCACGGAUUGCGCCAAAACGAACGGAAGCUGCUAACGUUCUACGUACCCAAGCUGAUAGUGGUGCUACCGAUCUGGCUGUGCGCCAUCGUCCUCGCGACCUGGGAGCGUUGCAACGAGAUGAAAGAUCCAACCUACAGCCAUUUUGUCGACACAGGGAACUACAAUGGUUUCAAAAUGUUCUUUUACAUUGCUGGAGCCAUGUAUUUGCUGUAUCUGGUGCUGCUGAUUUUGCGUGCGUACAGCGAACUUCGCUCGAUGCCUUACUUUGAUAUGCGUCUAAAAUUCCUCACCCUGCUGAUGCUGUUCGUCCUGUCGAUCACCCUGGUCGUCACGCUCUGUCGGUUCGGUUUUGGCAUCCUGGAGGACAACUUUGUCGCACGCCUGAAUACAACCUACAAAAGCUCUGCCCAGUUCAUGUGCUUCUACGGCUUGCUGAACUUUUACCUCUACACCAUGGCCUAUGUCUACUCGCCCAACGGAAGGCCACUGCACGAAGCCACGAUCACGAAAGAUAAUCCAGCCUUUUCGAUGAUCAAUGACUCCGACGAAGAGGUGGUCUAUGGUUCGGAUGAAGACAGUCGGCGACCUUUGAACUCAUCCGGUGGCAAGGGAAAUGAUUAUGACAGUGACUAGAUCGGUGAACCAUUUCCGAAGGGCUUCCACCGCUACAAUGCUGGGCAAGAUACGCAUCACACGAAUUUGUGUCACAGUACAGACUUAAGGAAGAAAGAAUGUAGAAAAAAAAAACAGUCUUUUGCAUCCAGGGGCGACUGAAAGUAAAUGGUCUUUGUAAAGUGGUUAAGCAAAGCUGGGAAAACGCAUAUCUUUCAAUUAUGUGUGCUAAAAAGAUUCCAUUUAACUUGGGUAAAAGAAUGUGUGUUGGGUGUCAAAUUUCUUUUCAUCAUAAAGUUUUCGUUGUAGUGUAACUUCUAUCUUUUAACCAGGAAAAAAUUAGAUAAAACAAAUAAAUCAUAGAUCAAUUAUUCCAAAAAAGGUACGUUUAGUAUGAAUACAUUCCGGAUUUGUUGAAUCCUACAACAGGUGUAACUUUUUCGGUUUCGAACAGUUUUAAGUACACGUUUGAUGCGAGGUGUAGAGAACUCAUACCCCCUACCUACAUAUACGCUUGAUUGUCCAAUCAAUCCUAUAUCGAUAAAUUAAAGGACGAACAAUAAAAAUGGAAGAAUGAUGAUAACCCUUAACAUAAACAAAAAAUCUCUUCUAAAUCAAUACUUUCGAAUUCGAACAAUACAUCUUUGCUGGUGAGCGUAAGAACUACACUUGUUGGAAUAUAUUUAAAAAAAAACCUGUGAACAGAUGGAUCCGUGAAUUUACUGACCGUGUGACAAAUAUAUUGUAGCUGGAAGAAAAAUGACAAAUAAAGUAUUUUUACC
Messenger RNA from Uranotaenia lowii, 2709 nucleotides. Its product is annotated as transmembrane protein 181. Gene Ontology annotation, molecular function: toxic substance binding. The record is from RefSeq and is a predicted model, not a curated record. Bases 323 to 1948 code for a protein of 541 amino acids. The transcript is spliced from 5 exons. NCBI's taxonomy places the organism in Eukaryota, Metazoa, Arthropoda, Insecta, Diptera, Culicidae.